This is a messenger RNA of Symbiodinium natans, 573 nucleotides long. NCBI's taxonomy places the organism in Eukaryota, Dinophyceae, Suessiales, Symbiodiniaceae. The record is from the annotation of a GenBank genome assembly.
AUGGCUGGAUACACGCCCACGUGUUUCAGAGGCCUGGAACAGCUGGUGCCAGCCGGUGGUGGUGCCGCGACCGCAGAGCCCGGUGGCUUGUGCCUGCCGCCUUGGGACCGGAUAUGCCUCCUUGACAUGGACGCCGAGGAGGUCCUUCAGCCCGACGAUGUUGCAAAGUUUGAUGCCUUCGUGUUUGGAGGCAUCCUUGGCAAUGUGAUUGAGAACGACGAUGGCUCCUACGGCAGCGAUGACAGGACGUCCGAAAUUCGCCCGUACUUCAAGCAUCGAAGGCAUCUUGGGCCCAUGCAGAUGACCACGGACACUGCAGUGCUCGUGGCACAGAAGGUCCUGGAACGUGCCUGCCCGCUGGCGGAGAUUCCAUUUCUGGAUUCACCUGAGUUCGAGCGCCCAGGAGAUGGCAAAGAUGCAGGAGCUGCUGCAUCCGACUCCGUGUGCAUGGAGGGCUUCAGAUAUGUGGCGCGUCGGGGCGACACGGGCGACUGGGAGCCCACGCUGCCCGAGGGCAUGAAGGAGCUGCUGCUCACAGAUGCUGACAACGAUAUCCUGAGCUCGCUUCAGUGA